AUGCAAAUCGAUUUACCUAUACUGGUGCAUGAUAUGAUGGUUGGGAAACCAGAAGACACAAUAAAAAUAAAUAUGACUGAGUUUAUUUUACAGAUGGGUAUUAAUGCUGCUCAAAUUGUAGGUGGUGAAAUAGAUAUAUCGUUUUUCAACAGUAGUCAUGCACCAUAUGUGUCUAUUGAAGCAUUAUGUGAUAAAGAUAGUAGAUCAGCAAACAAAAAUGGCAAUAAUGAAUUCAUUAAAGAAGAUGCUUCUAGAUAG
Arxiozyma heterogenica is the source of this 258-nucleotide messenger RNA. RefSeq lists its product as uncharacterized. Bases 1 to 258 code for a protein of 85 amino acids. The transcript has a single exon. Lineage: Eukaryota; Fungi; Ascomycota; Saccharomycetes; Saccharomycetales; Saccharomycetaceae. The record is from RefSeq and is a predicted model, not a curated record.